GCAUUGGAGCUAAUCAUCGAAACUCAAUCAAUCAUCCAUGGCCACUGCUUCAACUUGCCAAUUCUUCACUGAUUUUUGGUCUUCAAGGGCUCAUCCAAUCAUCUUCUCACCCAUCUCCAAACCCUCCCAUUUUCAGUCUUACAGCCUUACAGCUAAUGUUUCACUUCAAAAGAACCACAGCCUCUCCAAUCCUCCACUGCUAGUAAAAGCUCAAGCUUCCAUCAAUGGAAAAACGCAACCCAUGGUUCCUCCUUACAACGUUCUCAUAACUGGCUCAAGCAAAGGAAUAGGGUACGCCUUGGCGAAAAACUUUCUGGUAGCUGAUGACAAUGUCAUCAUUUGUUCAAGAUCUGCUGAAGGGGUGGAAUCCGCUUUUAAGAGCCUCAGAGAAGAAUAUGGGGAACGUGUGUGGGGUACUCAGUGUGAUGUUAGAGUGGCAGAGGAUGUGAAGAAUUUAGUUUUAUUCGCUCAAAAGAACCUGGGAUACAUUGACAUAUGGAUUAAUAAUGCAGGAUCCAAUGCAUAUAGUUAUAAACCACUGGCAGAAGCAUCAGAUGAAGAUCUUAUUGAAGUUGUUUCUACAAACACCCUUGGGUUGAUGAUUUGUUGUCGUGAGGCCAUCAAGAUGAUGUUGCAACAGCCUCGAGGUGGUCAUAUUUUCAACAUUGAUGGAGCUGGUUCAGAUGGAAGACCAACCCCUAGGUUUGCUGCAUAUGGUGCAACCAAACGUAGCGUGGUUCAUUUGACAAAAUCGCUGCAGGCUGAACUGAAGAUGCAAGAUGUUAAAAAUGUUGUAAUACAUAAUCUAUCGCCAGGAAUGGUGACAACCGAUCUUCUAAUGUCUGGUGCAACCACAAAGCAGGUCUACUAUGCUUCAUAUGCUUCUUUUGUUAGUUCAGUUUAUAAAAGAAAUUUUCUAAUAUUUUGUCAUUUUCAGGCCAAGUUUUUCAUCAAUGUUUUAGCAGAACCAGCUGAAGUGGUUGCAGACUACCUUGUGCCGAACAUCAGGUCGAUCCCAGCAAGUGGAUCGUGGAAGCCAACUUAUAUCCGGUUCCUCACUGGCUUGAAAGCCUACUCCCAGAUAUUUUCAAGACUAGCAUUUGGUGCAAGGCGAAACCGAUACAUGCUUGAAGAUUGAAGAACAUCCAAACUGUAAAGUUCCUAAAUGUGUAACAUACCACCACAAUUUUUCUAUGUCAAAAUUAGUGUGUUUUUAGGAUAAUAUUCCCAGAAUUCUUAUCCAAAUGGUUUUCCAUUCUUUAACAAGGAA
Messenger RNA from Hibiscus syriacus, 1270 nucleotides. Its product is annotated as chlorophyll(ide) b reductase NOL, chloroplastic-like. Gene Ontology annotation, molecular function: oxidoreductase activity. The transcript is spliced from 12 exons. Bases 38 to 1138 code for a protein of 366 amino acids. The record is from RefSeq and is a predicted model, not a curated record. Lineage: Eukaryota; Viridiplantae; Streptophyta; Magnoliopsida; Malvales; Malvaceae.